Molecule: messenger RNA, 1468 nt
Organism: Hemicordylus capensis (graceful crag lizard)
Lineage: Eukaryota; Metazoa; Chordata; Lepidosauria; Squamata; Cordylidae
Gene: DKKL1
Product: dickkopf like acrosomal protein 1
Exons: 8
Coding region: 184-1290 (368 amino acids)
Biological process (GO): multicellular organism development; negative regulation of canonical Wnt signaling pathway
Cellular component (GO): extracellular region
Molecular function (GO): receptor antagonist activity; co-receptor binding
Source: RefSeq, a predicted model, not a curated record
CUUCUAAUGCUUUGUAUGCAUAGUAGACUCCUAGGUACUGGUGGGCUAGCUUGACUUGUUUUGCAGCAGAACUAGGCCUCAGAACUGCAAUCCCACAUCUGUAGAAAUUUUUUCUUCACCUUGCUGGGUUGGAGCUCGUUUACAAGGGGUCUGGCUCUCAGACAGCCAGGGAACCAGGCGGAGAUGCUGCCUCUGGUGUGGGGGUUAUGGUGCCUGACUGCUCUGAUCCAGGGGCCUCCUGCAUCUGCUGCCUUCCUGCCCCCCAGCGUGGAGAGACUCUUCCAAGUAUUCAGUAACAUCAUGGAGCAAAGCCGGGAAGCCCUGGGGAAAAGCAGCUUUGAGCCCUCGGUGGACAUCAGCAAGCUACCCUCAAACUACCAUAAUGAAGAAAAGCAGCAGCGGAAAGUGGGGAAUGCCACUGUGUACAGCCACCAUGAAAUCAGCAAAGUGACCAACAACCGUACAGGCGAGAUGUUGUUUUCAGAGAAAACGGUGACAUCUAUUGAACAGGGAGCUGUUCAUUCAGAAGAGAGGGGGAAGGAGUGUGUGAGUGACAAUGACUGUCAAAAGGACCAAUUCUGCUUUAAAUCUCUGCUUGCAUCCUGGUGCCAGCAGUGUAAGGCCAAAGAUAUGAUAUGUCGGAAGGAUGGGGAAUGCUGCCUGGGUUACCUGUGUGUGUGGGGCAAGUGUGCAGAAGGUGUGAGUCGCGGUGAGAGUGGGACAAGAUGCAACCCACGCCGAGAGGAGUGCGCUCAGGGGCUGUGUUGUACCCUCAGCAACUCAACCCCGUUUCCAGUCUGCACUCCCUAUCCGAAAGAAGGAGAAGCAUGUCAGUUUCCUAGUGGUACCCUCCUUGGACGGAUGGGUUGGGGCAGAUUGGCAGCAUUUGCCAAACCUAGCCAGUACUGCCCAUGUGCCCAGGGGCUGAAGUGCGGAACAAAAAGAUAUUCAACAGUUUCCACAUGUGAAAAGCCAGAGGAUAACGUGGAUAUUAGCAACCUGGGCCUACAGCUGCCUUUCUUCCAGUCAAUCUUGAUACGGCGAGAUAAAGAGGAUGCGGACUACGACAAUUCUAGGCAAGAUGGUGGUGAACUGGCAAUAGUCAAUAUGCCCAGAGGCCUUUAUACUAUGGAAGAUAUUGGCCAAGCCAAGCAACUAAGUGAAGAUUAUGAUGAGAAGGGACAGUUGCCAUGGGAGGAAGAUAUGGAUAAUCCCAACCAACCAGAUUUCCAGGAACUCAAGCAAUUGGCCAACCAAAUGGGUCAAUACAUUGGGCCUGGCUUUUACUAAUUACAUUUGAUUUUUGCCAAAGCUUUCAUAGCUUGCUACUUUUCCUCACCCUUUUCUCCUUCCCCUUUCUUUCUCCUUUACCUUUUCUGAAUUUUUCCUCACUGUUGAUUUUUAGAUUCUGCAUAGCAAAUAAGACUUCAAUUUGGGUUUUUUUGUUAAUUAAAUCAUCAUCACAUUA